AUGUUGUGCACCGUUGCUCGAUUAGCGGCCAUCGCAUUAUGUUUGGAAGGGACUUUUGCUCAAAACGGCCCUAGUGCCUGGACAGCGUCACCUUUCACUCCUCCUGCCUGGCCACUUGCUGUCCGCUCUCCGUAUUUGAAUAGCUGGCUCUCGCAAGGAAACAAUCCAGCCUCUCUAAAUACUGAAUGGGCUGUACAAUGGUCUGGUGGGAUUACCGGCUGGUAUGCGUCCGCUGUAGUCGACGGACAAGCCUACAAACUAUUGGGCGAUGCUGCCAUCCCGACCGUAAACGCGAACCAGACUGCAGUUGAAUUUACGGCAACUCGUACUUCGUUCAUUUUCACCGCUGGACCCAUGCAAAUCAAUGCAUCAUUCUUGAGCCCUGUUGAGCCAACGGAUCUAGUUCGCCAAUCCAUGCCGUAUAGCUACCUAUCCAUCUCUGCGUCUUCUACCGACGGCAAUUCUCACUCUUUGCGAUUAUAUUCGGACAUUUCUGGCGAGUUCAUUGCGGGAAAUGUAUCCGAUAUAGCGCAGUGGUCGUCCAGUGAUGAAGGAGAAUACAUUGUCCUAAGUAUGCAACUGCAGGCACAGCAGAAGUAUGUGGAAGUCUCGAAUCACCCACAAGAUGCCACGGAGUACUACGCCUUCAAGAAGAUAUCGGGGACGACGACAUCAUGGGCAAUAACUACGGAUGUAAUUAAUCGUGGAACCGCUGCGAACGGUACUUCACUAGGGAACAAAGUUGAUACCAACUUCCGCGGAGUCGGAGAUAAUUGGCCUGUCCUGGGUAUUGCUGUGGAUUGGCAGAGUGUCCAAUCAAUGUCGCAGCCCGCAGUAUGGGCAAUCGCCGUUGUUCGAGGUCCGUCGAUACAAUAUCGCACAUCUUCUGGUUCGUUGGAAGAUCGUUAUCCCUACUUCUUGUCCGCCUAUGGCGAUGGAGCGACUGCUGCCAAAGGCUUCUUAGAUGACUUCUCUCGUGCACAGUCAGCCGCAGCAACAUUGGAUGCGCAACUUCGCAAUGCUGGCAAACAAAUCUCAUCCAACUAUGCAGAUCUACUCGCACUCGUCACGCGGCAGGCACUGGGUAGUUUGGACAUCACACUUGCAAAGUCUGGUGACGGAAGCUGGAAUAGUUCAGACGUGAAAGUGUUUAUGAAAAACAUGGGUGGUAUUGGGUCCGAUGUUAACGGUGUCAACACUGUUGAUACACUGUAUGCCGCGUUUCCACUUUUCCUAUACUUGAACCCGGAGCUUGGAGGGUAUCUUCUGUCACCGCUUUUGGAAUACCAGGACUCAACUGUAUACACUUUAAAUUAUGCGGCAAUGAAUAUUGGAUCCUCGUAUCCGAAUGCCACUGCGGACGACUUAACAAGUACACACGACUUCGGCAUUGAAGAAACGGCCAAUAUGCUCAUUAUGACGUUGGCCUAUUCUCAAAGAUCUGGGAACGGGACGUUCAUCGGCACGCAUUACGCAUUGCUGAGAAAGUGGGCAGAAUACUUAGGAAACAAUACGCUGACGCCUUCAAACCAGAGAUCGGCUGAUUCAUUUGUUCUGACCGCCAACCAAACGAAUCUUGCUCUAAAGGGUAUCAUUGGAAUCGCGAGUAUGGCAAAGAUUUCCGAGAUAGCUGGCAACAGCGAUGACCAGAAAACAUUCAAUGCCAGUUUCUUCGCUGAUACGGCUUUCUCGUAUAUAUCGCAAUGGCAGAAUGACGCCGUCGCUUCAGAUAAUUCGCACAUCAACUUCUUCUACGGCAAGACAGAUUCGAAUGGCUUGAUUUACAAUCUAUAUGCGGACAAGCUGCUUCAACUGAAUCUCGUCUCGAGCUUCGUGUACGAUGCUGCGACUGUCUUCUAUAAUAGCGCGGGUGGUAUGUAG
This is a messenger RNA of Fomitiporia mediterranea MF3/22, 1881 nucleotides long. Its product is annotated as DUF1793-domain-containing protein. NCBI's taxonomy places the organism in Eukaryota, Fungi, Basidiomycota, Agaricomycetes, Hymenochaetales, Hymenochaetaceae. The coding region runs from base 1 to 1881 and encodes 626 amino acids. The record is from RefSeq and is a predicted model, not a curated record. The transcript is spliced from 13 exons.